AUUUUACUACUAAUACAUUUGAAUACAAAUUUUGUAGACGAAGUCAUACUUAUAUCAUUCUUAAUACUUAAAAUUUGCGAUAAACACAUAUACAAUAAAGGAAGUCGUUUGUACUCAGGGAGAAUUUUACUGAUAAAGCUUAUAUUUAUGCCUAUACCAUCUUAUGAGGAUUAUAAGGCGGAAAUAUGAUCAAGACUGGGAGUUCCUCCUACGAUUUGACAGAAGUGUCGCUGCAUGAUGAGCACGAGUCCCCGGUCGUGCAUGCGAAAGACGUCCGCCGACUCAAAUUCCGGUUCUACGCCGCUCUUGGUGUGGCCGGCGUCAUCAUUCUGGGUCUUAUUAUUGGAGUCGCGGUCAAGGGCAAUGGAAAAGGUGGCGGCGGAGGAGGGGGAACUACUGUGACGCCAUCAAAUACUUAUAUGACGUCAAACCCGACGUCAAAGCCUACGUCUUCGAAAACCGCCAACCUAGGGAACCUUUCAGUCACUUGGGGCUCUGGCGUUAGUUUUAACAUUGCAGACAAAGGUCAAUGGUCCCACAAUGACGCUAAUAAAAGCACACCGUUGCUAUCUCCAACUAAUUGUUCUUCUACCAUUGCUGUAAUCUGUCUGGAAUGGGCCGAUGAUCGUCGAUUGAAAGUAUCCCGGAAGAAUGACAUCACUAACGAACAAAAUGCAUCGCUCUCCUGUUAUGACGUCGAGUGGACGGCUCUGAAAUGCGUCGGUCAAGUAUUAACCGACUGUUUCAACACAAGUGGUGCCCAUUGGUACGGCGGAUAUGAAGACCAUGAUCAGCAUUGGCCAUUUGAGAAGAACUCUAUCAAAGAAACAUCCUAUACAGGGAACGACCCAUUUCAUCCUGGCGUCAUUGGUAACAUUCUGGAGCGAUAUUUUGUCUCCUCAAAAGGGGUUGGCGUACUUCCCGGAAGUGACGUCAUGGUGGAACGGAAACGAUUCUGGCAUACUUGA
Molecule: messenger RNA, 968 nt
Organism: Mya arenaria
Lineage: Eukaryota; Metazoa; Mollusca; Bivalvia; Myida; Myidae
Exons: 4
Coding region: 186-968 (260 amino acids)
Source: RefSeq, a predicted model, not a curated record